CUCGCCUCUUCCCUUUUGGUGUGAUUUGGACUUCAGCCCUUUCUCCCUCACCUAUACAACCAUGGUUCUUCUCGUCACUUCCGACAAUGAACAGUUCGUCGUGGACAAGGAGGUCGCUGAGCGCUCCGUUUUGAUCAAGAACAUGCUCGAGGAUGUUGGCGAAAGCGACCAACCGAUUCCGCUACCAAACGUCUCCGCCAGCGUACUGAAGAAGGUUUUGGAGUACUGCGAGCACCAUCGGGGCGAGCCUCUACCGGUCGCCGACGAGUCGCAAGAUGAGACUCGCAAGCGGACAACGGAUAUCAGCGAGUGGGAUCAGAAGUUCAUCACCGUCGAUCAGGAGAUGCUAUUCGAGAUCAUUCUCGCCGCAAACUACCUUGACAUCAAACCUCUUCUCGAUGUCGGUUGCAAGACUGUCGCAAACAUGAUCAAGGGCAAGACCCCUGAGGAAAUUCGCAAGUUGUUCAACAUCGUUAACGACUUCACUCCCGAGGAGGAGGCCCAAAUCAAGAAGGAGAACGAAUGGGCUGAGGAUCGUUGAGCGGUUGCGUGAUCCUCCCUCGACAUUCGUUUUCCGUUCGGAUAGCUACCUAAUCCCCUUCUUUGUAUUGAUCAUUACAUGUCGCGCGAUCCUGUAAACUUUGAGUCAACGCUUUCUCUGAAAC
This is a messenger RNA of Punctularia strigosozonata HHB-11173 SS5, 665 nucleotides long. RefSeq lists its product as uncharacterized. Gene Ontology annotation, biological process: mitotic cell cycle; SCF-dependent proteasomal ubiquitin-dependent protein catabolic process. The record is from RefSeq and is a predicted model, not a curated record. Bases 62 to 541 code for a protein of 159 amino acids. Gene Ontology annotation, molecular function: cullin family protein binding. The transcript is spliced from 6 exons. Gene Ontology annotation, cellular component: cytoplasm; nucleus. Lineage: Eukaryota; Fungi; Basidiomycota; Agaricomycetes; Corticiales; Punctulariaceae.